Messenger RNA from Electrophorus electricus (electric eel), 6521 nucleotides. RefSeq names its product FYVE, RhoGEF and PH domain containing 5a (gene fgd5a). The record is from RefSeq and is a predicted model, not a curated record. Gene Ontology annotation, molecular function: guanyl-nucleotide exchange factor activity; metal ion binding. Lineage: Eukaryota; Metazoa; Chordata; Actinopteri; Gymnotiformes; Gymnotidae. Gene Ontology annotation, cellular component: cytoplasm.
ACCCGGCGCGAGAAAGCGCUAGACUUGAUUUUAGAGGAACCGCUUCACUUGUGAAUUCUGAAGACAAGCAAACAAGUAAUGUCGUGUUUUGUUUGUUUGUUUGCUCCUCGAGGUUUAUGACAGUGGAUGUGGAAUAACGUCCCGAAACGCAGGACACACGAGGAGGCGAAAUUACUGAAGGAACGAUGUGGAAUUUUCUCAGAUGCUACAGCGGAUGACAUCCGAAAAUGAACACAGAUCAGAAACGACCAGAAGUGGCUCGUCCAAAGACACAAAGCCGUCUAACCAUUACCAUACGCUCCACAAUCAUGCCAAAAGCCUGCCCGUCGUCCCGAGGUCCCAGACCUCCUGUUGCUCCUAAACCAAGACUGUCCCCCAAGCAAGAGGACGAGACCUACCAAAGUACUGUUAGGAAUGGAGACAGACUGGCGCUGGAGCCAGACAGUGAAUCCGCAGGACCACGAGACGACCUGUACACAGCAUUGCAGAGUUGUGUGGCAGAGUUGUCAGAGGAAUCAGGGAACAUUACAGAGGAUCCAGUAGAGAAGACCUCUCCUAGUCCUGAUGGUAUGUGUGAUAAGACCAUGGAUGAAGGGAUACAGGUGGGGGCAGGAGAGAGAGAUAAGAUAAAAAUGAAAGAAUUGAUGGCGGAAGGGAGAGAAAACAGGACUGGAGCAGAUCAGGUAGACUCCUGGAAUGUCAGCAAAGACGUCGCCAUAACUAAUGUUUCAUCUGCAGUAGACCACAUCAAAACCAUCAGUGACGAGAGCCUACCUCAGGGCUUGAGUGAUCUGGACGAUGUGGCAGACAGCACUGGUGUACGUCCUGAGAGCAAGACUACCGCUCAGGAUCAGACCGGAGGUGAAUCGCAGGUCAGUGCUGACACAACAAGCCCUUAUGAAGACAUAGAGGAAUCCACGUCAAACCAGGGCAGCACAUAUGCUGAGAUAGACCAUGAUACUGAUCUGGGAUCAGACCCUGAUGAAGAUAUGGAAGAGCCUUAUUUCAAUGAAAGAGAAUCGUUCCUGUGUGAGCAUGACACAAAGCUCGUCAACGAGGCAUGCAAAGAGGACACCGAUCCAAAUACAGAGGGCGGAGUCACGGAGGCCCCCGACGACGUGACGGGCGCUGGAGCCCUGAGCAGCAGACAGCCCUCGCUGUGUGAGGAGUACCCUUACGACGUAAUCGGACCGCUCGACGAUGCUCACGCCUGGCAGCCGGAGCGUGCCACCAAAGACCCAUCCGGACGAUUCAGGUUCCCAGAUGAGACGGAGGAUGUGUUCGAGACAUAUUCGGUCAUAGAGGCAUUGCCUGAAGACCUCACGAGCACCUCAGAUCCAGAGGCAAAAAGCACAGAUGAGGAAUGUACUAGCAAGAAAGUGCAGGGAACUGAGACAGAGAUGGAGGGCACGUCCAGCCACGCGCCGUUUUACGUCUUGUCAGAUGACGUGGCUGAACUAGAGGAGGGGCAGGACGGGGUCGCAGAUGGUGUCAUGUCAUGCUCCGAGUCCUCAGAACCCCAGACUAAGGAUGCGGUGAACUGCGAUGUGGUGGAUGAGUAUGCUGACAUCAUCGACGCUCAGGACGGGGAUGACCCGCCGCUGGAGUGCGUGUCAUCUGAGGACUAUGUAGAGAUUGGUGAUGAGGAUGAACCUGAGGAUACGGAGCAUACAACAAAACAGAAGAAUGCCAGGCACAGACACAACCCUGUGAGCCAGAGGAACAGUUGCCAACCACGCCUAAGACUCUGCAAAAUCACCGUGCCAGCCGACCUCGACCUGGGCAGGACUCCCGAGCUAACAAACCGCGUGGUGUUUGCACACACCACCGAGGCGUUUGAGGAGGACAUAGAAAACCUGGACUGCCACAUAGUGCCUUUCUUCGAGGACUCUGACUCGGACAGUGAGGAGCACAUCUAUGAAGAGGCAGGCUUUGACUCCGAAGGGGAAAACUUUAUCUCUUUAGACAGGAAGACCAUUGUGACACGCUCUCGCUCACUCUCUGGGAAAGUUCCAGGAUAUGUCCCUGAGACGGUUCCCGAGGAGACAGGGAGUGAGUCGCAGACUCAUGACUACUACACCGUGUCUUUGGACCAAAACAGAGACCCGUCAAUGCCUCCGGAUACCUCAGAAAUCAACCAAACGAUUUCUUCGCUGAAGCCGAGGCGUUUUCUUCUAUAUCCCCGAUCGUACUCUGUGGAGGGCCGAGACACACCUCUGUCUCUCCAUCUGGAUAACUCCCCCAGAGAGGAGGACAAAGUGAAGAGGGGAGAUGAGACUCUCUCGCUCCCGUGCGUAAUUACCUCUUCUGGAAGCUUCUCUCAGAGGAGCCACCAGUCGUCCAGCGGCGUGUCCACCCCCACGUCUCUGGUGGACAUCCCGCCCCCCUUUGAGCUGGCCUACAUCACCAAGAGACCCAUCACUAAAAGUUCCCCAUCCCUCCUGAUUCAACAUGAGUCCAGUGACAAGCCCAAGAAGAAUAAGACGUCCUUUAAGCGUUUCCUGGCGCUGAAGUUCAGAAGGAAGAACGAAACCAAAGCGUACGGAGACGGCAGCGUGCGGUCCUCCAGGUCUUCGUCGGAAUCCAGCCACCACGGUCCACUUCGAGUGAUCGAGCUGGAGAGGAAGAGCAUUGACAGCUCCUCUCAGCUUCAGUCCUGUGCUGUCCCACCUCAGCGCAGCGUGGACUGUCCUGCUGCCUUUGUGGUCUACAAAGACAGGCAGAACAGGAAGGGUGCCCUCAAGACGUACGGUAGCAGCGGCGUGUCCAGAGUGGAGUCUCUAGAGGACCACUCUCGAGCUCGGUUCAUGCCUCUCCCGUUAACCAAACCUCGGUCCAUCUCCUUCCCGAGUGCAGACACAUCCGACUACGAGAACAUUCCGGCCAUGAGCUCAGACUAUGAGAAUAUUCCGAUUCCACCCAGGAGACCUACGCGAGCAGUCACUAUCACCGGGUUCUUCGACGACCAGAACCGCACCAGUGCACCAGCAAAUGAGAACGAUGGUUAUGUGGACAUGAACAGCUUGGCAGCUAUAGAGAACAAGACCAGCACCCAGGAGCAGGAGACUGAGAGUGCGUACACAGAGCCUUUCCCUGUGUGUGCUGCCCCUACAUCUCUUUCUGCUGAGGAUGACCAUGGACGCACAUCUGAGGAAGAGGAAGGCUGCAGUGAUCAUGGCUAUGAUAGACAGGUUGAUGGCAGAUCCAGAGCAUACUACAUAGCUAAGGAGCUGCUGGAUUCUGAGCGAGAGCACCUGAAGACACUGACAUUACUUCAUGAGGACUGGCGUGCGGCAGUAGAGACAGCAGUGGGGGAGGACGGCGAGCCCGCGCUGCCCGAGGGCAGAUUGGCACAGAUCCUCAGCACCCUCCCUCAGGUCUACGAGUUCCACACACACACCCUCACAGAGCUGGACGCUCGCUUCCAACAGUGGGAGGAGAACCCCAGGGUGGUGGAGGUGUUCCUGGACCGCCGGGCGGAGUUCAGCCUCUUCGUGACCUACAUCAGCUCCUACGACCGCAGCAUGGCUCUGCUGGAGGAGAGCUGUGAUCAGAGCAAGGCCUUCGCCCACGUGGUCCAGCGCUUCCAGCAGCAGACUGCAGAGGGAGUGUUGGUUCCUGUGAAACACCAGCUGUUGCAGGUCAUCGUGCGUGUGCUACAAUAUCGCAUGCUCCUCACAGAUUAUUUAAACAACCUCUCCCCUGACUCUAGAGAAUAUGAAGACACACAAGCUGCACUGGUAAUUGUGUCCGAGAUCGCAGACCAGGCCAAUGACAAUCUAAAAGAAGGAGAGAACUUGCUGCGUCUGGUGCACAUUGAGUACAGUGUGAAGGGGAAGAAGAGAUUACUCCAGCCAGGAAGAGUUUUCGUGAAGGAGGGCACUCUUAUGAAGGUCUCCUGUAAGAGCAGACAGCCUAGACACCUGUUCUUGAUGAACGACAUCAUGCUGUACACUUACCCUCAGCAGGAUGGGAAGUACAGGAUGAAGAACACUCUUCCUCUCAGUGGCAUGAAGGUCAGUAAACCUGUCAUAGACAACGUGCCCAACACACUCAGGAUAGAGGUCACUGACGUUACCAUCACCCUCUCAGCCAGUUCUGUGGCAGAAAGGGAAGACUGGUUUCAUACUCUGAGCAGAGCAAUAGCUGACCACGCUGCAGGCCUCAACACAUUCAGCUCCUCCAGUGAGACGAGAGAGAAGCUGUGGAUGUGUCUGGGUGAGGUGACGCCUGUGUUCCUGCCUGUAUCCCACGCUGUGAUGUGCAUGAACUGUGCAUCUGACUUCAGCCUGACCCUGCGCAGACACCACUGCAACGCAUGCGGCAAAGUGGUGUGUCGAGCCUGCUCCAGAAACAGGUACCCACUGAAGUAUUUGAAAGACAGAAUGACCAGAGUGUGUGACCGUUGCUAUGCUGAACUGAAGAAACGAGGUGGGAAUGUCUCCGUAGUGUGUGGCAGUGCGGGUCCUCACACACACCGGGUCAGCAGGCCUCUGUCUGCUGUGUUCCAGAGCCUACAGCCUCCCAGUCUGUGGAGGACCAGGAAGAACACUUCACCCCUAACUCAGGUGUGUGUGGGUGCUGAGGGUUCCACUAUGAGUGGGAGUCUACAGAGGCGGAAGAAGAGCAAGAAGAACUGGAAGCGUCUGUGGUUCCUCAUUAAAGACCAGGUGCUCUACACCUAUACAAGUAGAGAGGAUAAGGUGGCGAGGGAAAGUCUGCCCCUGCAGGGUUUGACGGUGAAGCUGCCAGAUGUGUCUGAUGCAGAGGAAACAGACAGUGUCUUCCAGCUCUACCACAAAAAAACACUCUACUACACAUUCAGAGCAGAAGACCAGCUCACUGCACGCAGGUGGGUGAACGCGAUGGAGGAAGCUACUGUCUUAUAGUAUCCACUCAGGCAUAGGAUAGGGUGACUUUAGUGCAUAACCUAUGACCUAUGAGAGGGAACUCAUACUAUAGCACCAUGGGAUCUAGUGCAGUGUGACUGUGGUGUUUUUAACCCAUCAGUCCUGUGUCUGUCUGAUCACUGGACAGUCCUGCCCGUCAGCCCUGUGUCUGUCUGAUCACUGGAGAGUCCUGCCCAUCAGUCCUAUGUCUGAUCACUGGAGAGUCCUGUGUCUGAUCACUGGAGAGUCCUGCCCGUCAGUCCUGUGUCUGAUCACUGGAGAGUCCUGUGUCUGAUCACUGGAGAGUCCUGCCCGUCAGUCCUGUGUCUGAUCACUGGAAAGUCCUGUGUCUGAUCACUGGAGAGUCCUGCCCAUCAGUCCUGUGUCUGAUCACUGGAGAGUCCUGCCCAUCAGUCCUGUGUCUGAUCACUGGAGAGUCCUGUGUCUGAUCAAUGGAGAGUCCUGCCCAUCAGUCCUAUGUCUGAUCACUGGAGAGUCCUGCCCAUAUGUCCUGUUCUCUUGUUAUCACAUCACAGUCCUAAUGGACCCACAGGCCUGGUUCUGUCCUCUGGUUGUCCUCUGUGCAGACAUUAAGGGAAAGUGCAGAGUGUAAAUAUUACAGUUAGGAAUCGCGAUGCUGAAGCAUCCAAACUGUGGCCACAGCACCCCCUAAUGGAAAAGUUGCAGUAUGGAAGGAGAGAAAGUCUGGCGUGAAGGACAGUGUAGGGCAGUAGAACACGCAGCCAGGGCAAUAGAGCACGCAGCCAAGGCAAUAGAACACGCAGUCAGGGCCGUGUUACCCACACUGAGGAGGCCUUGGUAGACACUGUCUGCACACACUGGUAGCACGUUUGCUCUGGGUGUGUUUACAAGGAGUUGCAGUCUCAUUUAUGCGUCUAACAGUUCCCGUGGACUUAAGAGCUUUUGGGAAAAGGGAUUGGGAAUUUAAGAUGUUGUGUUUUUAAAGGGUUUUUAGCAGAACACUAAAAUAAGUCAAAACUAAAGUGUCAAGAACUUUUGAGAUGUUUUUGGUUCAAACCAUACACAGGCCACUUAUAUAAACAUCCAGUAUGAUAUGUGAUAACAAUGAUAUGUAAACAUACUAUGUAAAAUAUAUUUAGUUCCCUCACGUGUGAAUUUAAAACUGUAUAUUGCAAGCGUUAGCUGUACAUUUCAUCAUAAGAUAUUAAAAUAAUUUUGAGGUGUAUUGUAAUUUAAUUUGCAGUAACAUUGCAGUAACAUGUAAAGUGCUGCAUUAAGGCUACACAAACACACACACGCAGCACUAGCAGUUGUACUUACCCAUGGAUCAGUACAGUAGGAUGUCUAAACUGUACCCAGGGCUUUGCAGUCAGGUCAGGUCAGGUUUGUGUUGGUCGUUUGAGAAGGUUUCCCACUGGAAGCUUCCCAUGUGUGGAAUCCAGGUUCUUAAUACAGGAUAAUGUACAGACGGCUAGACAAAGACUGGCCAUGUCCCAGCCACGACUCCACGCAUGGUGUAAUUUAGGACAGAAAUGGGAUUAAACUAGGGACUAGGAUUAAACCAGGAAACUUCUGAAUGUAACUAUAUUGAAUGCAGUAUUGUUGAAUGUGAAUUUUUGCAUUGUUACCAAAUACAGUAAUUUGCUGUCA